UUGAAAACGGAUCGGGCAGCUAUGCCGUGGAGCAGCCGAGGCGGAGUAUGUAGAAGCUUAUAGCAGUGCUGUCCGCAGGCGCUGAGAGACACCGGCCAGUCAACAAAGAAAGCGGAGAGCACUCGGCGAAGAACAAGACAAGGGCCUCCAUCGAAUUUCCGCCAGCCGUCGAAUUCUCUGUUUGGCUAGCGAGUGGCACAUCUCCAGCAAUGUUUUCAGCCGCUUGAUCGCCGGGAAUUAAUUCCACCUUUUUUAUUUGCAUGAAAUAAAGCAGCCUAUCAAAACACGGGUCGCGAUGAUUUUGUUAGCAUUCAAUAGUAGAAGACAUUUGACCAGUCUCUGUCAAGACUCGCUUUGCUUGCACUUCAUUCUGUGGAUUUUAACGUUAUGUGCGGUCCACGCAGAGGAGCGACCGUUCAGUGUUGAGGGUUGGCUGCAGCGCUAUGGCUACCUGCCGGCGUCGGACCCGCGCGUGUCUCUGCUGCGCUCCUCGCAGACGCUCCAGUCUGCCAUCGCUGCCAUGCAGCGCCGCUACGGCCUGCCCGUCACUGGGGCCCUGGACACCAACACCGUCGAUUGGAUGAAGAAGCCUCGGUGUGGUGUGCCUGAUCAGUUCGGGGGUGCUUCCAAAUUCAAUGUGCGGAAACGACGCUAUGCCUUAACAGGACAGAAGUGGCAGCACAAGCACAUAACCUACAGCGUCAAGAACUUCACGCCGAAGGUCGGCGAGAAGGAAACCCACAACGCCAUCCAGCGGGCCUUCCAGGUGUGGCAGAACGUCACGCCGCUGCGCUUCCAGGCCGUGCCCUACCGGGAAUUAGAGCGCAGCAAGCGGGACGUGGACAUCACCAUCAUCUUCGCCUCGGGUUUCCAUGGUGACAGCUCUCCUUUCGACGGCGAGGGGGGCUUCCUUGCGCACGCCUACUUCCCUGGCCCGGGUAUCGGAGGCGACACACACUUCGACUCGGACGAGCCCUGGACACUGGGAAACCCCAACCAUGAUGGUAACGACCUGUUCCUGGUGGCGGUGCACGAGCUGGGCCACGCGCUGGGCCUGGAGCACUCCAACGACCCCACGGCCAUCAUGGCGCCCUUCUACCAGUACAUGGACACCGACAACUUCCACCUGCCCCAGGACGACCUGCUCGGCAUACAGAAGAUCUACGGACCCCCGGACAAAAACACCCACCCCACCCCGCCGCUCACCACGGCCUCCCCUCCCCGUUCCCACCCGAGGCCAGACCCGAGGAUAGACCACCCCCAGACGAGGCCCCCGCCCAUCCCCCCCAACGACCGGCCCUCCAACCCCAACGGCAAACCCUACAUCUGCGACGGCAACUUCAACACCCUGGCCAUCCUUCGACGGGAGAUGUUUGUUUUUAAGGACCACUGGUUCUGGCGUGUGCGUGAUAAGGUGGUGAUGCCCGGCUACCCCAUGCUCAUCAGCAUGUUCUGGAGGGGCCUGCCACCCAAGAUCGAUGCUGUUUACGAGAACGGCGAGGGGAAGUUUGUCUUCUUUAAAGGAAAGCAGUUCUGGGUGUUCAGGGACACUAUCCUACAGCCUGGCUACCCUAAAGACAUCACCCAGUUUGCACGGGGAAUGCCUCAACAGAGCAUAGAGACAGCUGUCAGCUGGGAUGACGUGGGCAAAACCUACUUCUUCAAGGAAGACAGGUACUGGAGGUUCAGUGAAGAGUUGAACACUAUGGACCCUGGCUACCCUAAAUCCAUCACCGUGUGGAGGGGAGUACCAGAGGCACCACAGGGGGCGUUUGUGGACAAGGUCAAGGGCAUCACCUACUUCUACAAGGACAAGGAGUACUGGAAGUUCAACAACGAGCUGCUGCGCGUGGAGCCGGGCUACCCGCGCUCCAUCCUCAAGGACUUCAUGGGCUGCGAAGACCCGCCGCCGCCGGGCACGGGCCCCGACGGCAAGCAGCCGCCCACGCAGGACGGCGACGAGGAGGUGGUGAUCCCGCUGCCGCGCCAGGACGACUCGCUGCUGCUGACGGCCGUGCUGGUGCCCUGCACGCUGGCGCUGUGCGUGCUGGCCCUCAUCUCCACCCUCUGCUACUUCCGGCGGGCGGGCACGCCGCGCCACAUACUCUACUGCAAGCGCUCCAUGCAGGAGUGGGUGUGAAGAACCUUGACCCGACCACAUGGUUGGCGCUACUACGCUAGAGUGUGGGUAAUGGUCGAUGUUGAUGCUGAUGCAGUGCAGUGCGGUGACUUGAUGACUCGAUCGAUGACUCAAAUCGGUGCCCAAUCGGAUGCCGUCAGUUUUGUGCCCCAACCCAACGGCCUUUUUGGGGAGGAUAGGGAAGGGGGCUUAUAGCUGACCUGACAGGCCCCUUCCAAAAAUGGAAGGGGUAACGCCCAUACACAAACCCCCACCCCAACCCCAUGUCCCUUACCCUACACAAACCAGACCCCCUAGCCCUCAAAUCAAUGCCUAUUAACCCCCACUCCCAGCCCACCCUUCUACGCCCCACACAAGGCCCCCAGGCCUCAAUUCAAUCCCUGUUACCCAUAUCCCUACCUAUCCUAUCCUAUCUCCCCUACUAUGAGACUGGGCAGGUUCCCGCUCCAACUACCCAAGGUGCAUUGCAGACUAGAUCUGAAUGGUGUUCAGCGGACUCUGCUGUCAACCGAUCUCCUGCACGCUGAAAAGGUUUGACAUGGAGGAAAAAAAAUCUAGAACAUGAAAGAACAUGAAGGAUGCUGGAACUCAAAGAGAGUUCACAACUUGAAGCUUUUUGUUUCCCGUUUUAUCGUUUUUGUUUUCAUUUUGUUUCUUUUAAUCAAAUGUAAUUUAUUUUUUUGAAUGACGUUUUUACUCUUCCCUUUAAAAAACAGUCUUGAGGAGAAGCAAAACCAAAUAAGACUUUUGUCUCCAAAGAGAAGCUUGUUGUUCUUUUCUUUUUUUUCUUCUUGCUGUCUCGUUCUCUUCGAAAUGUUUUUUUUUGUUCCUCCCUACUCUGACAGAGUCAGGAAAUUUGACUGUUGUGGCAGUCUGUCUUAAAGAAAAAAAAAAAAAGAAACAGGGGCCAAGAUAUUCUGCAAUAUUUUAACCGCCUUAAUUACACAUCCUGUUCUUCAUGACAGAGCGUGUCUCUAUAUCUCUCUCUGUCUCUCUUGUUCGCCUUGGUUUUUGUUGUCUGUGUUUUUUUGUUUUGUUUUGUUUGUUUUUGCUCGUCUGUUUGUUCUGCUGCGCAAAUCUGGCGAUGCCGCAUAGUUUUUUCCGUGUUUCUUUUUUUUGGCUAGCCGUUUGCCAGGGAACGGUGGCAGGGUUUGCCAAACGGUCAGGAACUAAAAAAAACAACAACUGACUCUUGACUUUGACCGUAAGUCUGACCCCUACACCAGCCUUGACCACUGUCGUGUCCCUGGAUCACUUCGCUCAUCCGCUGUGCCAGGACUACAGACUGCAGCCCCUCCCCAUAAAGACACACACACACACACACACACACACACACACACACACACACACACACACACACACACACACACACACACACACACACAGGAACGGAGGCCAGCUGAGUCUCCUGUUGGGUAUCGUCACAUUAGACAGAAUGUGUGCGUGGCCCCAUAUGACCGGAAUAUCAGGACACACACACACACACACGCACACACACACACACACACACACACACACACACACACACACACACACACACACACACACACACACACACACACACACACACACACACACACACACUCCUCAGGACUUGUGCACUCUCUGGAACCACUUCACUAUUGCAUCUUCUGGUUGUCAAGCGAAACGAAACCCAGAACUUGGCCACAUAUCAUAACUGAAGAUGAUGUCGCGGAAGGAUGCAUCAUAUUUUGUUUUUCUUUUUUUUCCUUUCUUUCCAUUUUUAUAAAAGCCUGAAGGAAUCUGUUUUCUGUUGUUUUGUUUUUUUUCGCCCAUUGCAAUGGGAGGAUGGGACUCCAUGAAUCGUUGCCUCUGUUAUGUAAAAAAAAUAACAUACAUAUUUCUUUGUAGUUCUUGGUACAGUGAAAACAAAACAUUUCUUUCAACCUCAAGAUUCCAAGUGGUACAAUUAAAAAAAUAUAAAUAUAUAUAUUCCAGUGAGCAAAGCCAUUGUUUUUCUAAAGUAAGACUUGAAAACGAAACAGUAGAUGGACUGAGCAUGAAUCACAUCUCUCAGUCCGUCUUGCCAGCGUUGGCAGUGGUAAAUAUGGCCAUGGCAUGGUUUGAAUGAUGGUUGGGGGAAAAUGCAUAGAAAAUGUCUCAAUGACUUUUUUCUGUACAACUCAGACUGGGACCAUGGAGAAGCCCUGAAGAAGUGAAU
Engraulis encrasicolus (European anchovy) is the source of this 4322-nucleotide messenger RNA. RefSeq names its product matrix metalloproteinase-16-like. The coding region runs from base 296 to 2140 and encodes 614 amino acids. Gene Ontology annotation, biological process: collagen catabolic process; skeletal system development; extracellular matrix organization. The record is from RefSeq and is a predicted model, not a curated record. The transcript is spliced from 11 exons. Gene Ontology annotation, molecular function: metalloendopeptidase activity; zinc ion binding. NCBI's taxonomy places the organism in Eukaryota, Metazoa, Chordata, Actinopteri, Clupeiformes, Engraulidae. Gene Ontology annotation, cellular component: extracellular matrix; plasma membrane.